This is a messenger RNA of Ceratina calcarata, 1758 nucleotides long. RefSeq names its product BRISC and BRCA1-A complex member 2. Gene Ontology annotation, biological process: double-strand break repair. The record is from RefSeq and is a predicted model, not a curated record. The transcript is spliced from 4 exons. Gene Ontology annotation, cellular component: BRISC complex; BRCA1-A complex. The coding region runs from base 227 to 1387 and encodes 386 amino acids. Lineage: Eukaryota; Metazoa; Arthropoda; Insecta; Hymenoptera; Apidae.
GGGAAAACGGGUCGUCAUCUGGUCGUCAUCUAAACUAACCUGAACCCUGGUGUCAUGUCAACUGUCAACUGUUAUAUAUUUUACGAUAAAAAGAUACUAUCUUCUGCUGUCUUCCAGUAGAAGAACGUAACGUAUGUCACGUAGUUUGCAAGAGUACUUGUCAAUCAUAAUAAAGAUAUAAUACUUCGUGCCUUUCGAUAUCUAUUUAAAACGUGAUUGUUGCAAUAUGUUAAAUCAACAAUACGCUGUCCAUCCUGCUGUGGACUCACAUAUCAAGCCACUUUUAAUGAGCCUUUCAAGGGCUAAAAAACUCGAUAUUUCUUGUGGAACAAUAGAGAUAGAUCCUAUGACAUCCAGUUGCGGCGAUGUAAAAGCAGAUCGUUUUAAAUUGUCUGUUCCUUAUUGUAAACAAAAUUUGACAUGGAACGUGUUCUUCGAUUCCCAGUGUCCUGACAUGGGACCUGACUUCAUAUUUAAUGAUAAUAAUUUCUUAAGUGACAUGGACAUAAACACCUUGUCUGCCAAAAUACCCAGCCUCGCCGCGUGGAAUCCGACCAAUAAAGAUGCACUGCUAAAUGUUCUUAUAGAGCUUCUGUCUUGCUACAAGAAAUACCAGAUACAAUUAAUGCACAAAGAAGCUCGCUUAAGCGCUGAAUAUAAUAUGCUAAUGGGCUCAAUUGAUGUCAAGCUAGAAGAUGUUGAAGUGGUUUUAUUACCAUUCGGUUUUAAGCCAACAGAGGCUAGAUUCGUGAUAAGUUUAUCAGUGAACGUUUCACAGUUACAAAUGUACAAUUUCGAAACGGAAAUCGAGACGGCGAUACUUCUUGUAACAUUCUCUGGAGCAGAUUGGAGUCGCAUUGUGCCGCAACUUUAUUUCUCAAAGUCCUUAGAAGAGAUCCUCAUCCAGAGAACAGGUCCACUAAAUAUGCCACCAUUCCCAGCCGAUCAGUAUCUAUUAAACUACGUGGAAGAGAUAAAAAAGUACAUAAGCGACAAGGUAAACUGCGUGGUCCAAAUGUACGACAAGAGAAUAGAAUAUAUAACAGCAUUCACGUCCCUUAGACGUCUGUCUAUUAUAGAAGUUGAUGUUAUAAACUACAAUUAUGCAGUUUGUUUGAUCGAUCAAAAUGAUUUCCAUUGUAUAAUACACAUAAAGCUCCCAUUAGAAUUUCCUACAAUACCACCCUUAGUUCGGCUAGAAUCGCCAUAUCAUAUGAUAUCUCCAACUGAUUCUUACUAUGAAAUAGUAGAAAACUAUCCUUACAAUGUGCAUUGGUCACCAAGGAAAAUGAUUACACAAUUAACGCAAUUUAUUUGUCGUUUUGCAAUCAACAGGUUUAAAUGCAAUGUUACUAAACCUUGUUCAAAGAAUAAUUUGAAGUCUUAAAUAAAUCGUCCAGUUUAGUAUUAUCAUUAUACGUUUAAUAUAAAUCCAUUUCUUACAGAAUGUAAAAGAAGUAAGUGAAUUAAAUGGUUGAAGUUAAUUAUCCAUACAUUUUUACCGAUCGAAGGUUGUACAAUAGAAUCUGUGAUGUCUUACACUUACUUUUUUUUACAUCUUGUACGUAUUUAUAUAAAGUUAUCAUUUUUUAAGAAACUUUUCUGUAUGAAGAUGUACAGUAAUUGUAUGUGCAGAUAUAUUAUUGAUAAAGUACAUUGAUAUAUAUAUAUUUAUUAUAAUUUUAGCCUUCUUGGCUAAGGAAUAGGACUUUGUUACGAAAGCACAAUAAAUGAAUAUAUAUAUGAUUCUUAUUCAAA